GUGGGCUCUCUCCUCCUUAUAAAACCACAUUUAGCUGCUGUUCUUGUUUUGUGCCUCCCCAUUCUUCCAUCACAAACGCACUUCAAACUUUCCCUUUCGUCUCUUCUGUUCUUAUCUCUUUCGCUCCCAACAACCCCAAAAAAGAAAAUCUGUAUCGUAUCUCGUCCGGAAACAAAGCUAAUAACCAAGAUGCCUGCCGAUAGCUCAUCAGUUUCCGGCCACGGCCAAACUAUUUGUGUCACUGGAGCUGGAGGCUUCAUUGCUUCUUGGAUGGUGAAGCUAUUGCUCGAAAGAGGCUACACUGUUAGAGGAACCUUGAGAAACCCCGAUGACCCAAAGAAUGCUCAUUUGAGAGAGCUUGAAGGAGCUGCAGAGAGACUAACUUUGUGCAGAGCUGAUCUCCUUGAUUAUGACAGCCUCAAAGAAGCCAUUAAUGGCUGUGAUGGAGUUUUUCACACAGCAUCACCUGUCACGGAUGAUCCAGAACAAAUGGUGGAGCCCGCGGUGAACGGAACCAAGAAUGUGAUUCAGGCAGCGGCGGAAGCCAAGGUGAAACGGGUGGUUUUCACGUCGUCAAUCGGUGCGGUGUACAUGGACCCCACCAGGGGUCCUGAUGUGGUUGUUGAUGAGUCUUGUUGGAGUGAUCUUGAAUUUUGCAAGAACACCAAGAACUGGUACUGCUAUGGGAAAGCAGUGGCAGAGCAGGCAGCAUGGGCUGAGGCCAAAGAGAAAGGGGUGGACGUGGUGGUAGUGAACCCAGUGCUGGUGCUCGGACCACUUCUGCAACCAACUGUCAACGCUAGCACCAUUCACAUCCUCAAGUACCUGACAGGCUCAACCCAGACAUAUGCCAAUUCAGUUCAGGCCUAUGUGCAUGUUAGGGACGUCGCACUGGCUCACAUUCUGGUCUAUGAGACACCCUCUGCCUCCGGCAGAUAUCUUUGUGCUGAGAGUGUGCUCCACCGGGGCGACGUGGUGGAAAUCCUGGCAAAAUUCUUCCCGGAAUACCCUAUUCCCAACAAGUGUAAAGAUAAUGGGAAACCCAGAGCAGAACCAUACAAGUUCACAAACCAGAAGCUACGAGACUUAGGGUUGGAGUUCACCCCAGUCAAACAUACCCUGUAUGAAACUGUCAAGAGCUUGCAGGAGAAGGGCCACCUUCCAGUCCCUACAAAACAAGAACAAGAUUCCAUUAAAAUUCAAUCUUAACUUAUAAUAGUAUAAAAAGAUAAGAAGCAUGAAUAUGUUCAAGUCCUUAAUUGUUUGUUUGCUUAAAUACUUAUCUUAUUUUGGUCCCUAUAAUAAAGCUGCGAUGGUAUUUUUAAUACUAGGUUCUAGUAGAGGGCACAGUUUUCAGGAAAGAUGUUGUUUGCAGUCCCAUUUCUGAAUUCUGAGAACCAAAUAAAUUUUUGUAAUGAAGUCAAUAACUCUUAAGCCAAAGUAUCUUUGGAAACGGUUAA
Messenger RNA from Malus domestica (apple), 1460 nucleotides. Its product is annotated as cinnamoyl-CoA reductase 1-like. Lineage: Eukaryota; Viridiplantae; Streptophyta; Magnoliopsida; Rosales; Rosaceae. Gene Ontology annotation, molecular function: oxidoreductase activity, acting on the CH-OH group of donors, NAD or NADP as acceptor. The record is from RefSeq and is a predicted model, not a curated record.